This is a messenger RNA of Iphiclides podalirius (scarce swallowtail), 2457 nucleotides long. Lineage: Eukaryota; Metazoa; Arthropoda; Insecta; Lepidoptera; Papilionidae. The record is from the annotation of a GenBank genome assembly.
AUGGUCCGCAAGAUCGUCGUCGUCGGCGUACGCUAUUACGAGGACCCAUUCUACAAACAUGUGACUGGCUCGAGCGGGCCGCCGGCGGGAUGCGGCCACCAGAGGAACAGGUCCUUAGACUCUGUCCUCCAACGGAUACCGGAGGACAUGACGCCCACGUCACCGCAGGGGGCGCAGCUGUGGCUGCCCUUGGACGCGCCGGGGCCUAGACUAGCCCUGCCCGCGAAGGUGCCCGCCGGCUCGGACGACUCCGGCAUACACACCCCACCAGACCCCAACGACGAGGACAGACCCCAACCCCCCGCGGCGGCCAGGUCGCGAGAGAGCCUAGACUCGGGCAACCCGGAGGAGACCGACAAACCGCCCGAGCCCCCGGACACCCUGCCCACAACGAGCGACAUCUCCACAGCGGAGACCUCGAAGAACAAGGACUUCCUUCUGCGCCUCUUCGAGAGCAAGCUGUUCGACAUGAGCAUGGCGAUAUCAUACCUGUUCAACUCCAAGGAGCCCGGCGUCCAGAUGUACCUCGCCAACAAGCUGUUCUCGUUCCCCCACGAGGACGUCGACUUCUAUCUGCCCCAGCUGGCGACGAUGUACAUCGAGAUGGGAGACGUGGCGGACGUGCUCCGCCCCUACCUGGUGCACAGGUGUAAGCAGAGCGCCGAGUUCUCGCUGAGGCUCGCGUGGCUUCUCACCGCGUUCGGCGGCGAUGCGAAGCGAUCGAAAGCGACCAAGCUGCGCGAUUCUAUCCUCGCGGAGGAGAUCAGGCCGGCGGCGAGGCGCGGCCACCACAGAUCCCAGUCGGAAGCCCGGGGCCACCACAGGUCCCAGUCGGACGCCUCCGCUCUUAGGGUUGCCACGCCCUCUGGACGGCACUUGGGCGACCUGGCGUCGGGCAGGGCGUUCGACAACGGCUGCCUCUGCGGCGAGCAGUGCUCGUGCGGCGCGCCCCGCCUAGCCCCACAGACACAGUUCCUGACGGCGCUGACGAACAUCGGCCGCCGUCUCGCCGGCGUCGCGGACAAGCAGUGCCGGAACGGCUGGCUGCGCGCCGAGCUGGCGGACCUCGACCUGAACCUGCCGGCGCGCGUCUGGCUGCCGCUGCACAAGCGGCCCCACCACGUGCUCCGGAUACCGUACCACGCGGCGGCCGUGCUGAACAGCAAGGACAAGGCGCCGUACAUAAUGUACGUGGAGGUGCUGGAGACGGAGGGGCACGAGCCGCUGCCGCCUCGCCUCCUGCCGCCCGCGCCGCCCGCCCCCCACUCGCCGCCCAUACGGCACACGAAGAGCGAGGAGAACCUGGUGCCCGAGUGGCCCGCCCUAUCGCUCUACAGCGGUCUCGACGACGCGGACGCGGGCGACUGCUGGAGCCACGAGGAGGAGGAGCUCGGCGCUCAGUACGCGGCGAGGGCGCCCGCACCGGACAGCGUGUCGCAGAUGUCCGGCAUGUCGGUCGCGUCUGCGCAGUCGACAUCGUCGUGCGGAUCGCGCGAGUCUCUGGCGGUCGGUGCGGGCGAGGUGCGGAGGCGGUUGGCGGACGCGACGGCGGCGCCGCCGCCCAACGAGUUCCGUCACGACCCCGCCGACCCAUCAGCUCUCGCCCUUAAGGAGUCGUGGGAGAGCAAGCUGGCGCGUAUGCGGUCCUCCUCCCAGUACGGCGCUCUAAGCGGCUGGCGGCUGCUGGGCUGCAUAGUGAAGGUCGGCGACGACCUCCGCCAGGAGCUGCUCGCCGCGCAGCUUUUGCGGCGGCUGCGUGCCGCCUGGGCGGCGGAGCGCGUGCCGCUGCGCCUCCGACCGUACGAGAUCGUGUGUUUGGACCGCGAGUGCGGACUCAUACAGCCGGUGCUGAACUCUGUGUCGCUGCACCAGAUCAAGAAGCAGUCGGGCAAGUCUUUGCGCGCGUGGCUGGAGCUGGAGCACGGCCCGCCCAACAGCGAGGGCUUCCUCCGCGCGCAGAACAACUUCGUCGAGUCGGCGGCCGCGUACGCGCUCACCAGCUACCUGCUGCAGCUCAAGGACAGGCAUAAUGGGAACAUUCUGUUGGACAGCGCUGGCCACAUAAUACACAUCGAUUUCGGAUUCAUAUUCUCGACGUCGCCGAAGAAUCUCGGCUUCGAAAGUUCGCCAUUCAAGCUGACGCAGGAGUUCGUGGAGGUGAUGGACGGCGAGGGUUCCGACAUGUUCGAGUAUUUCAAGAUCCUGAUCCUGAAGGGUCUGAUCGCCGCUAGGAAACACUGCGAACAGAUCAUACAUCUCGUCGAAAUUAUGAGAAUGGGGGGUCAAUUGGCGUGCCUCCGUAGCAGCAGCGCGGUGUCAUCGUUCCGCGCGCGCUUCCACGAAGGGCGCACCGAGCCGCAACUGCAGGCGCUCGUAGAGCGGCUCGUCCGCGACGCGCUACACUCGCUGUCUACGCGCCUCUACGACAACUACCAGUACUACACCAACGGCAUACUA